Lolium rigidum is the source of this 1437-nucleotide messenger RNA. RefSeq names its product nucleolar and coiled-body phosphoprotein 1-like. Bases 39 to 1169 code for a protein of 376 amino acids. Gene Ontology annotation, biological process: regulation of DNA-templated transcription. NCBI's taxonomy places the organism in Eukaryota, Viridiplantae, Streptophyta, Magnoliopsida, Poales, Poaceae. The record is from RefSeq and is a predicted model, not a curated record. Gene Ontology annotation, cellular component: nucleus. The transcript has a single exon.
ACCCUCUUCUCCCCAGCAUUCAACCCUAGCUUCCGGCGAUGGUCCCGAAGCGCGCCGCCAAGAAGGCGGCCCCGCCGCCACCUCCGCCUCCGCCGGCUGAUUCAUCUGAUGAAGAGACCCAGUCGCGCUCGCGCUCCGAGGAUUCGGAGGACGAAGAGGCCCUCGCCGAGUCCCCUAUCCCUGCCGCCACUCCCGUCCUCAACAACACGCCUGCGCCGGCACACAAGGGCGAUGAGUCGGAGUCGUCUGACGAAGAGGAUGAGGAGGAGGAGGAGGAGGAGGAGGAGCCCGCCCCCGCGGCUCCCGCGGUCCCCAAGAACCAGCCUCCGCCGCCGCAAAAGAAAGUGGACUCAAACGCUUCCGGCAGCGACGAAGAGGAGGAGGAGGAUGACGAUGAGGAAGAGGAGGAGGAGGAGCCCACCCGCGCGGCCCCUCCCUCCGCUCCCAAGAAGCAGCCCCCGCAGGAUGACUCCGACACUUCCGGCGACGAGGAGGAGGAGGAGGAGGAGGAGGCGCCGCAGUCGCCGCCGGAGCCUGCCCCAAAGAAGGUGGCGGAGGUCCCGAAGCCCCGGGCGGCGGCCGGGACCAAGAAGAAAGGCCCAUUCGAGCGCAUGUGGUCCACCAACGACGACGUCCGUAUCCUCGAGGCCCUCGCCGCUCACCAAAAGCAGCACGGCACGCUCCCGCAGCCUGAAGCGCUCGUCGACGUCCUUGCUGGGAAGCUCGACAAAUCUGCCUAUGGCAGCAAGGAGCUCCAGAACAAGGUCAAAAGCCUCAGGACCCGCUACCUCAUACUCAGCAAGAGGGGCCAGCUCCCGAGCAAGGAGCAUGACCGCCGGGUCCUGGAGCUCUCCAAGCUCGUCUGGACAAGCACUGACAAGACCUUCCCUGUUGUUGAUGCUGCUGCGAAUGCGGUGAACGGUCAUGAGCCCAAGGGGUUCCAGGAGAUGUGUGAGCUGUACCCGCACCUAGCGGAGGAGGUGAAGGGGCUGGAGGCGGCGCACCCAGGCAUGUGCAAGAGGGAGUUCGGGAAGAUGGACGACGGCAAGGCGCGUGCCAUGGAUGAGAAGAUCAAGAAGCAGAGGGUGAUGCAGAUAAAGGUGGAGAUGCGCCACGCCGACCUCAUCAAGGAGGUGACCAAGGCUCUGCUUGACCUUGUCGAUUCAUGAGGAGCUUACCUCAACCGUCACCUGAAAUCGAUGCUGAUGAGAGCAAUGCCGGAACUGCAAGUUGUGACUGUCUUGGUAGUGCAGAAACUCGUAUUUUGCGUGAUGAUGGCAUAUGCAAGUAUUGUGAAAUUUGCUGAUGGUGUAAGAAUGUUCUAAAGUUGCGAAUUGUGGUGUCUUCACUAGAAUGUUAAACUGUGGCGUGUGAUGGUGUAGGAGUGUUUUUGUGUGAGGUUAUGAAAUGCUCGCUGGAUGUGUUUGGAUGUUCUUA